Molecule: messenger RNA, 783 nt
Organism: Cyphellophora europaea CBS 101466
Lineage: Eukaryota; Fungi; Ascomycota; Eurotiomycetes; Chaetothyriales; Cyphellophoraceae
Exons: 2
Coding region: 1-783 (260 amino acids)
Biological process (GO): termination of RNA polymerase II transcription; regulation of transcription by RNA polymerase II
Cellular component (GO): core mediator complex; mediator complex
Molecular function (GO): transcription coregulator activity
Source: RefSeq, a predicted model, not a curated record
AUGCAUGAAUUUUCGCUGUAUGGGCAAAUCCCUCAAAAUGAACAGCCUCGCCUUCUCCAGCAGCUUGUGGGGGUGACUCGAAUGAAGCCCCAGGCAUUCCAGGAGCUACACCUUGUGUUCCGAUCUCAAGUCCCAUCCGGCAUCCCCAAUAUUCCUUCCUCUGGGGAAGCCUCAACCAAGCAAGAUGUCCAGCGGAUUGCCAAAAUGCUGACGGCAAAUUUGUACUUUGUCCAGGUCAUAGGAGAGAUAGAGAAGCCUUCCGGCACGACGUUAGAUGAUGCAGAUAUGGCAAACAACGACGAUUUCCGAGACUCGCAGAAGGAUAUCUCAUGGUACUUCGAAUUCAAGGAUACCCCUGAUCCUGGCAAGCAGGCUGUCAGUGGCAGACUCUUGUCCAGGAUACCUAUCGAGGAUGGCAACAUCGUCAAAUUCAUGAAGUCCUUCGGUUACGACUAUGUCAACCGCUAUCUGGUCAAAGGGGACAGAUUCUAUGACCAGGACACCACACUGUCUUUACACCAGCUCUAUCGUAUACCAGAGGCUAAGGGAAACGAAGCCGAGGACUGGUCAUUUGCGAAGAAAGACGAUGCGGUGAGUCUUUUCGACAUAAGUGGCGCCUAUAUCCUGCAUGUUUCAAUUGAGGCGGUGGAUGGAAGUAAGGCCGAAUUGAAGGAUCGUGCCAGCGCCCAACUGCUCGCAAUGAGAGACACCCUGAAGCAGGCGGUAGCUUUGACGCCUGGAGAUCGUCUAGCACUAGAUACGAGAGGUCCGGCCAGAAGAUGA